AAAACGUAACCCCUCUCCCUCUUCAAAUUUCAGCAACCAAAACUGAGCAACAUACACAGAACAUGAAUUUUCGGUAUGAUUUAAUUUUGUAUUGUAGCCUAAUGAUGUUUUUAGUAGUUAUAUUGUUAUAUGAAUUACUUAUUGUAGCAAAUAUGUUAUGUUAGUUGGGGAAUUUAUGCUGUUGUUAGUUAGUUGAAUUUAUGUUAUGUAAGUUAUGAGAUGGAGUAAUAUUAGUCGUACAAUAUGGUUUUGGUUAAUUUUACUGGAAUUAAGCUAAUAGUUACUUAUUGUAAAUUGUAGAUAUGGGUAAAUUCAAGAAAUUUCAGCUUAUUAUUCGGUAGAAUGGAAGGGUGACAAACUCUAACAUAGGGAUUGAUUAUGAGGACGGUGAAUCCACUAUGCUGAAAAUUGAGUUGCGAUUCAAUUUUCAAGAACUCUGUGAUAUUUGUGCAGAUAGGGUUUGUACGAACGGGCAAACGAGACUUGGUAAAUUUAGUUACCGGUAUCCAGACGUGAGUGCUGGCGGGGUUGUGUACCAAGAAGUUGUCAUAAACGAUGAUGACGCGGUGACGAUGAUGUUACAGUUCCUAAGCGAUAACGGGAUGCGGCUUGCAGAGGUGUAUGUUGAGACCGAGGCGGUCGCUGAAACUCAUUCUCACCGGUAUUCUUAUGAUGAUGAUUUUGCAGGAGGUUACAGAUGGGGUGGUAGUUCGAGCAACUACGAAGGAGGUGGUUAUACAGGAGGUUACGGAGAGGGUGGUAGUUCAAGAAUCGAUCGGGUAGGUGCCACUCCAAGAUGUGCCAGCAGAUCAAUGGCAUCUUGCACAACCACGUCCCGUGAUCCUAGGGGUGUCUCAAAUAAUACAGCUCGACUACUUCACGUGGAUAUGAGUCCCAUGUAACUUAUACUCAUUCAUAAUUUGCAAUUAGCGAACAUUUACAUUGAAAAAAUUUAAAUUGUUAAAAUAUGAUAAAGCAUGAUUACCUGGUUCCACCAAGGCUUAUCUAACUCAGAACGAUAAAACAGUAAAGAGUGC
Linum trigynum is the source of this 1037-nucleotide messenger RNA. The record is from the annotation of a GenBank genome assembly. Lineage: Eukaryota; Viridiplantae; Streptophyta; Magnoliopsida; Malpighiales; Linaceae.